This is a messenger RNA of Nylanderia fulva, 558 nucleotides long. Lineage: Eukaryota; Metazoa; Arthropoda; Insecta; Hymenoptera; Formicidae. The record is from RefSeq and is a predicted model, not a curated record.
AUUGCGUGUGUACGUUACAUUGAAAUAUUUUUUAUUUAAAAAUUCUAGGAUAAAGCUACAAAGAAAAUGGAUAGCGAAUCAGACAUUUAUCGUGAGUUGUGUGAUAAUCCAACAUUAUAUGUUUCACCAAGAGAACUUUUCGAAGUUAUGUUACCUAAUGAUGGUACAGUGUGUUUUAUCAGUAUGAUGGAACAAAUCGACAGUACAAUUGCUGUUAAAACUAAAAAUGGUGAAGUUCAACGUUGUCGAGUAAUUUUGACAAAUAAUAAAGACUGGAAGGUUCAAGUUACUAUAUGGGGCAAUAACAUAAAUCGAGUUAUACAUAACUUUAAAACAUCAUUUGUGGUACAUGUAUCCGGAGCUUUUUCUCAAAAACGUUAUUCUAAGAGUUUAGGAAAUGUCCCUAUGGAUUUAACUAUCAAAGAUUAUACAGUUGUGAAUGUCAUUGGAAAAAUUCGAGAAUAUGAGGAAACUAAAAUUUAUGAACCAGGACUGCCUAACGAUGACACAAUGAUCCUCAAUGGAUACCCGCUCUUAUGGAUCUUCGGGAGUCCAUAA